AUGUUGCCGGGCGGCUUCUUGGGCGGCAGCUGGCCUGGAGAGAAGAUGCCGGGCGCCCGGCCGGGAGUUCAUCGCGGGCUGGAAGGCGGCGCCGAGAGUCUGCUGGUGGAGGAGGCGUUGGAGCUGUGGACCAACAGAGUCUGGCUGAGCCACGUCAACGCUGCUGCUCGGCGCCACAAGGCGCUGACGCGUCUGGAGAAGCUGCCGCACGUCUGGAAGACCUCCUUCCAUCUGACGGGGGUUCUGUCGAGGACUCUGACGGAGACGCUGCUCGGCGCCGAUGCUUAUGGCGCCGAGUCUCCAGAACUCCUGGAGCUGGAAGACGAAGAGGAGACAGAGGAGGAGGAAGAAGAAGAAGAAGAAGGAGGAGGAGGAGGAGGAGGAGGAGGAGAAGAGGAGACAAAAGAGGACAGAGAAGAGAAGGAGAUGGAAGAGGAAGGGAAGGAAACAACGGAGGACACGAUGAAAGACAGCGAGGAGGCGGAGGAGGAGGAAACAACAACCGCAGGAGAGGGAAAGGACACAAUCCAAAGUGUGGAAGACAGCAAGGAGACAGAGGAGGUAGGGAAGGAAACGACGACAACAAAAGAAGGAAAGGACGCAAUCAAAGACGGCAAGGAGACAGAGGAGGUAGGGAAGGAAACGACGACAACAAAAGAAGGAAAGGACGCAAUCAAAGACGACAAGGAGACAGAGGAGGAAAGGGAGGAGACGAGAACAACAAAAGAAGGAAAGGACGCAAUCAGAGACUGCAAGGAGACAGAGGAGGUAGGGAAGGAAACGACGACAACAAAAGAAGGAAAGGACGCAAUCAAAGACGACAAGGAGACAGAGGAGGUAGGAAAGGAAACGACGACAACAAAAGAAGGAAAGGACGGAAUCAAAGACGACAAGGAGACAGAGGAGGAGGCUCGGCCGGAGAAAGAGGAAAGGGACGAAGCUCUGGGAGACGAGAAGGAGACGAGAGAGGACGCUAAGACGCUGGAGGAAGACAGCGAGGAGGAAGGAAAGGAGACGGAGGAGGACAGGAGGGAAGGGAGCAAGGAGAGACGGGAGACGAGGAUAGUGAUCGGAGAGGAGGUGGGCGAUGAGUGGAAGAUAACGGUGAAGAGCCGCGGCGCCGAGGGAGACGAAGACGAAGAGGACCUCUAGACGUCUUUUUCGACCCGUUCGUUGCUUUUCCGACCAAUGUGUUUGUCUGCACCUUUUGACGUUUUGCACCCCCAUGUUUUUUUAAUUUGAUGUUUUUUAAGAUUUGAUUUUGGGGGGGUUGCAUUUUAGGCCUCUAACAGCUCGGACGAUGGCGCUUUGCCGCCACAGGAAACAGAGAUGGAGGCUUUUCCGACCUGAGCCCUUGUGGGACCGUUGUGUGUUUGGAUGUGGAUUUAAACACCCCCCCUGCCUUUUGAAGGCAGGUUUCAACAUCACACAGACUUUUCACCCUUGUGUUGACUUCGGGUCAAAUUGACCAGUUUUAAAUUUUAGUUUUACAGUACAGGCCAAAAGUUUGGACACACCUUCUCA
Perca fluviatilis (European perch) is the source of this 1524-nucleotide messenger RNA. RefSeq names its product cilia- and flagella-associated protein 251-like. Bases 1 to 1152 code for a protein of 383 amino acids. Lineage: Eukaryota; Metazoa; Chordata; Actinopteri; Perciformes; Percidae. The record is from RefSeq and is a predicted model, not a curated record. The transcript has 4 exons.